AUGCUUAGAAAUGUGGUCCCUAUAAGGCGUUCUCUAAUAGCAACUAAUAUAUUUACAAAAAUAAAAUACUCUACUACAACAGAAAAUAAAAGUACUGCUAAGCAAGUAGAACAAAUAACUAGCAAUAUAAAUCCAAAAGAUAUACUUCGUGAAACUGAAACAUUUGAUAAUGUGUUGAAGCAUCUAGAAGAAAAAAGAUAUUCCAAAACGACUGCAUCUAAAGAAUGGGCAAAGAAGUUGGAAGUUAUUUUUGAUGGGAGCACAACUAGUGAUGAGCAUACACUUACUAUAAAAAAUGACAAUAAAGUAGAAGAAAAUUCCGAAUCACUACUUUUAAAUACAAUACGAGGUGCUCUGGGUUUAGAUGGUAAAAAAGAAGUAAAUUUUAACGAAGUAAAACAAACUACUUCUUCUAACUCGCUACUCGAUGAUAUGAAAAUGCCACCUUUAAAUUUUAAGCUUAAUUUACCAGAAAACACUCUGAAGAUUAUUCAAUUUCAAGAAGAUUAUAAAAAAGGAAUGGACAAAGUAAUGGAACCAUAUACAAGAAAAUUAUUGAAUACAAUUACAAAUGAUUUUGAAUUAUUAGAAUAUUUUAACAAAACCCUAACCAAUUAUAAACCGAAUCAAGAUAUUCAAAUACCGCAAGAUAAUUUGGAUGAACUAUUUCAAAUCAUCAAAGCUGAUCUUGAAUCUAAAUCUGAAAAUGAUUUAACGAUACCUCAACCAUAUAAGAAGACUCUACCUUACAUUGUUACUAAAAUAUUCCAGUUACCUGAAUUUCAAUACCCACAUGAUAGACAAUAUACAUUAAUAUCAUUCAUAUACAAUACCUGUAAGAGAUUUUUUGAUUUGUCAUUGUAUUUGGAUGUUUGCAAUGUUGAUUUUUAUAAUAUACUAUUAAAAUUAACGUGGCAAAAUUAUUCAAAUCUGUCACAGUUGAAUAAUUUAGUUUCAGAAAUGAAAUUUAACGGUAUUGUUGGAAAUCUAGAUACAAUCAAAAUUUUGGAAGACGCAAUUUCCAUAUUUGAAGAUGUAGGUGAAGAAGUACUUGAUAUUAAAGAUGUUGUAAAACCCAAUCCACCCAUUCUGAUGUCAGGUAUUUUAUGGUCAAAAGAAGCAUACAAAGAAAUAGAUCAUUUAAAAAAAUAUAUUACCGCAUUGAAAAACAAUUUAGUAUAG
Messenger RNA from Henningerozyma blattae CBS 6284, 1182 nucleotides. It is a transcript of the gene MTF2, whose product is annotated as Mtf2p. Gene Ontology annotation, cellular component: mitochondrion. Bases 1 to 1182 code for a protein of 393 amino acids. Lineage: Eukaryota; Fungi; Ascomycota; Saccharomycetes; Saccharomycetales; Saccharomycetaceae. The transcript has a single exon. The record is from RefSeq and is a predicted model, not a curated record.